Messenger RNA from Cyclopterus lumpus (lumpfish), 1245 nucleotides. It is a transcript of the gene glrx2, whose product is annotated as glutaredoxin 2. Lineage: Eukaryota; Metazoa; Chordata; Actinopteri; Perciformes; Cyclopteridae. Bases 94 to 606 code for a protein of 170 amino acids. The record is from RefSeq and is a predicted model, not a curated record. The transcript has 4 exons.
CUGCCAUAAACAGUGUAAACAAGGGUCGAGAGCAGGCGUACAGUAACAGCCAGGGGUGGUGUGUGAACUGCGAACUGUUUGUACACUAACCGCAUGUUUCAUCCAGGCCAACAGCGCGAUUAUUUUUUAGCCAUAUUUUCAUUUUUGUCCAUGUUGGCUCGAGCAGGAUGUCUUCCCAGGGUGGCAUGGACCGGCUGCCGAAGAAUGGGGAAUUUCACAUCCUCUCCGUCUCUGUCCAGCACAUCCUGUGUUCAGUAUGUUAAGGAGAUGGUGUCGCAGAACUGUGUUGUGAUAUUUUCCAAGACCACCUGUCCUUAUUGCAAAAUGGCCAAGAAUGUGUUCAAUGAAAUUGGUGCGACCUACAAAGUGGUCGAACUGGAUGAGCACAACGAUGGGAGGAGAGUGCAAGAGGCCUUAGCUCAGAUCACCGGUGCCAGAACGGUGCCGAGAGUCUUCAUUAAUGGCAAAUGCAUCGGGGGUGGCUCGGACACCAAACAACUCCAUCAGCAGGGAAAGCUGCUGCCCCUGAUCGAACAGUGUGCUUCCUGCUGUGCUGCCAGCAGCUCUGACGGAUCGGGCAGCGGACAGUUUGAGUCCGCCAAAUGACUAACCGUUCUUGUAGUUUUUUUUCAAUCCUGUAUUCAUGAAAUGUUUGCUUGAUCUCGUGCUACAAGUCCAACAUUGCUUGAGCAUGUUAUUUAUUUGUCAAAGUGCAUUUGAUACUUGAUGUUAGGCUACAUACAUUAUCAUGCAGGGCUGUACAGUAUUCUUAUUAAAGCUGCCAUCUUUUAAACAACACCUGUGGAACUACUUCUCAUCUGCAUGGUGGUUUUAUUGAACAAUAUUACAUUUUAUUUAAACAAACAUGAUCACUCUCGGCAUGAAACAGCAUCAAACUGUGAACAUUGUGAAGUAUUGUCAGUGGGACUCAUUCUUGCAAGAUUAAAUAAACUGAUUUUUUUGUAUGAUUAGCACAUUUAUGUAAACAUUACAUAGUAUUGAGAUGUGUUCAACAUUUGCAUAAAACGACAAUAUUUUUCUUUGAAAAAUUCUCGUUUUUUAAGCCAUUGAAAUGUCUUUUUUUUCCUGUGAUUUUAACAAAGUCUGUUUGUGAGAAUAACCUAAACAAUUCUGAUGCUGGUCAGUGUUAUGAAUGUAAAGAUCAAUGAGGGGUGUAUAACAAACACUCAAAUGUUUUCUUAUUGCCAAGAAUCUUUUUUUUAUUAAUAAAUAUGAAUGAAAAUC